GAUGCAGACGCCCCCCUCCUUCCCCCGGAGUUGGGAAGGAAACCGAGAAGGCUACGCAUAACCACAGGACGGCUGUGAUUACGAGCAAACCGCGGUCAGAGGGUCCGCUUACGUCGCCGGACUCAAAACGAGUUGCUUCCCCGGACAGAUCUGAGUGAAGUGAACACUUCGGAGGUGUUCUUCGAGUACGCGUGUUGGGUUGGUUGGCCGGUUCACCGUAACGUCAGAGAAACAUGCCCGUCUCUCUCUGGUUGCACGGGGGGAUCUAACCGAGGGAUGGCCGCGGACGUGAGGAAAAGAUCGAGUCCGGAGAAAGGAGCCGUGACCUCGGACGGCGAACAUGUGGGAAACACGACCGGAGAAGACGGUGCCCGGUCCCAAGGGUUCGCCCGCUCGUGGUUUUGCGGACUACUCCCCAAACUGCUCAUUAUCGCGGCGGUUCCCAUCGUAGCCUUCGCCUUCAAAUAUUACCAAGACGGGCAGCUUCUGAAGCGACAUCCUGUGUCCCUGGCAGGUAUCUCCCCUCCAGGGGAGUUCGAGGAGGAGGUCCCCCAGGACCCCAAUGGGGAGACGCUAACUGUCGAGGCCAAGAUGCAGCCUCUCCUGCUGGAGACCAUGACCAAGAGCAAGGACGGAUUCCUGGGGGUUACCCACAGUUCCCUGAGCGGCCUGCGCUCCUGGAGGGGCCCCGCCGUGCCCUCCUCCGUCUUCUUCGCCAGCCAGUUCCGCGGCUUCCUGCCGCCCAAGAACAAGCUGGAGGCGGGGGAGCCCUGGUGGCUGGUGCCCAGCGAGCUCAACAUCUUCACGGGGUACCUCCCCAACAACCGCUACAACCCCCCGACCCCCAGGGGCAAAGAGGUCAUCCUGCACUCCCUGCUCAGCAUGCUGCACCCCCGCCCAUUCAUAAAAUCCCGCUUCGCCCCCCAGGGGGCGGUGGCCUGCAUCCGCGCCAUCAGCGACUUCUAUUAUGACAUCAUCUUCAGGAUCCACGCCGAGUUCCAGCUGAACGAGGUCCCAAACUUCCCCUUCUGGUUCACCCCCGGCCAGUUUACCGGAAACAUCGUCCUGUCCCACGACUCCUCGCACGUGCGCGAGUUCCACCUCUACGUCCCCAACAACAGGUCUCUGAAUGUGGACAUGGAGUGGCUCUACGGGGCCAGUGAGGGCAGUAAUAUGGAGGUGGACAUCGGCUACCUGCCGCAGAUGGAGCUGCAGGCCUCUGGCCCCUCCGUUCCCUCCUUCAUCCAGGACGAGGAGGGGAACGUCAUCGACAGCCGGGGGGGGGAGGGCGACCCCAUCCAGUUUGUGUUUGAGGAGAUUCACUGGAAGAGUGAGAUCAGCCAGGGGGAAGCAGCUCGCCGUUUGGAGCUCACGCUGUACCCCUUCAAAAAGGUGGCCUACCUGCCGUUCUCGGAGGCCUUCGGCAGGGCCCGGGAGGAGAAGAAGCUGGUGCACUCCAUCCUCCUGUGGGGGGCGCUAGACGACCAGUCCUGCUGAGGUUCCGGGCGGACUCUCCGGGAGACAGUCCUGGAAAGUUCGCCCGUUCUGACUCUGCUCAAUCAGAGCUUCAUCAGCAGCUGGUCUCUGGUCAAGGAGCUGGAGGAAAUGCAGGCUGACGUCAGUAACCCCGCCCUGAGUAGCAUUGCCGCGCUGCACCUGCAGAAGUACAACUUCCCCGUGGAGAUGAUGCUGUCACUGCCCAACGGCACCGUGAUCCACCACAUCAACGCCAACUACUUCCUGGACCAGACGGCCAUGAAGCCGGAGGAGGAGGCGGACAGUACUAUGUUCAGCUUCGCGGGGGGGUUUGAGGACCCCUCCACCGCCACGUACAUCCGCUUCCUGCGGGAGGGGCUGGAGAAGGCCAGAGAGCACCUGGCAUAGCGAGGAGGGGGAGCGGGAACGCCGGAGCGCGUGCGGGAAUUCCGGAAUGUGUGCGGGAAUGUGGGAAUGUGUGCGGGAAUGCCGGAAUGUGUGCGGGAAUUCCGGAAUGUGUGCGGGAAUGUCAGAGCGUGCACAGGGAAGGGGGGGGGGGGAGUGGUUAUCUGCCACGGUCGCUCCACUGUGUGUCGGUAAACGCAACCGGAAAAAACCUCCGAACACAUUUUCCACAAGAGUUCAGUCCAACUGUCACAUCCAACGGCGUCACUGACUAUUCUCAGCAUACCCAGUCUCAUGUUCUGCAUUACAGUCAGAUUGCAUCAGCAUCCAAACGGCUUUCUCCACGAGGGAGUGCGUAACAUCUGUCAGUGUUUCCCCCCCCCCCCCCCCCCCCAAUGCAGUACAUUGAUGGCUGGGACUCAACGUGUUGACUAACACUGACUAACAGGCAAAAGCAAAGAAUCAUCACGUCUGAAGACAAACUGUUAACACCUGCGUUUACUUGCGAGUCGAAUUUAAGGACGGAGGUUUUCUCUCUUUUUUGCGAGGUUAUGUUCCCUCGCGGCGACACACAGCGGAGAGGCUUGGCACGGAUUUAUUACUGAGCGUCUGUAAGUCAGGGGGUUUGUGGGUUCGUCGCCGUUAUUUUUAGCCGGCAAAACGUGCGUUAAUAUUGCUGAAAGGGGUGUGGAAAGUUUCGCAACGUGGUUCACAGGUCGGGUUGUGGAUGAACUGGCCGUGGAUCCGCCAGCUCGUACAGGUUGAGGCCCACAGCAUUAGCUCUGGGGGGCUCUGUUAAGGGAGGCGUUAGCAUAGCCUCCACCGCUAACCUUUUACCUAAAAAUUAUGCCAAAAAAGCAAAGACUGCACUGCAAAAAUAUCAAUCUUUAUAUAUUUUUUGUAUUCUUGUCUGUCGUGCAAUACGUAAGCUCCUGAAAGGCUUUUUUUGAAAUGCUGUUUUUCAUGUAAAAAAAUGCAGUUUUCCAAUGGAUGUCACUUCUACACAUUGCCCACUAGGGGCAGGGUGGAGGCGAGUGCUGUUUCCUGGGCUUCGGUGCUUUGUGAGGGCCUGGUCUGAAAGCUCUGAUUGGGCAAGGCAAGGCCUGAUGUCAUCACUGAGUGUCCCAAAAAAACAGACUUGUUGCCCUAACCCUGUCCCAUGUGGGGGUAGUGGGUGGGUGGGUAUAGAGUGGGGUGGGACCGCA
Messenger RNA from Anguilla anguilla (European eel), 3086 nucleotides. RefSeq names its product selenoprotein N (gene selenon). Gene Ontology annotation, biological process: skeletal muscle fiber development; calcium ion homeostasis. Lineage: Eukaryota; Metazoa; Chordata; Actinopteri; Anguilliformes; Anguillidae. The transcript is spliced from 11 exons. Gene Ontology annotation, cellular component: endoplasmic reticulum membrane. The record is from RefSeq and is a predicted model, not a curated record.